This is a messenger RNA of Pestalotiopsis fici W106-1, 2493 nucleotides long. RefSeq lists its product as uncharacterized. Bases 1 to 2493 code for a protein of 830 amino acids. The transcript is spliced from 2 exons. Gene Ontology annotation, molecular function: polygalacturonase activity. The record is from RefSeq and is a predicted model, not a curated record. Lineage: Eukaryota; Fungi; Ascomycota; Sordariomycetes; Amphisphaeriales; Sporocadaceae.
AUGCAUUUCCAGUCGCUCAUUUUCAGUUCGUGCCUUGCAACAGCCAUCGCUGUGCAUCAACAUCAUCAUGUACAUCAGCAUCCAGAACGAGAUUAUCCUCAGGAAACAUAUACCGUAACGAUAUCAUUGGCAUUGGCCACUGCGCCAGCAGCAGCAGUUCCAACAACCAGUUGUUCUUCUUCUUCUUCUACUUCUUUUCUUCCAUCUCAACCGAGUGACACUGGCGCUUUGUCACCACAUUCAAAUUCGAAAUGUUCUUACUGGUUGGAAGAUGUCCGGCACCAGGGUGUUGCCCCAUUCAAUUCCAAUGCCACCAACUAUAGGGUCUUCCGCAACGUGAAAGACUACGGGGCCAAGGGAGAUGGUGUUACAGAUGACACAAUAGCCAUCAAUUUGGCGAUCAGCGACGGUAACAGAUGCGCACCAGGCAAGUGCGCCUCGUCGACGACAACACCGGCCCUGGUCUAUUUCCCGCCAGGCACAUACCUUGUUUCGGAUGCCAUUGUCGGCUAUUACUACACGCAGAUUGUCGGCAAUCCAAAUUGCCUGCCCAUCAUCAAAGCUAGCCCGCGCUUCUCUGGAGCUUGGAUCUUUGACGGAAAUAAAUACGGCGCCAAUGGCCUGGGCUGGGGCUCAACCAAUGUCUUCUGGCGUCAGAUUCGUAACUUUGUUGUCGACAUGACCGAUAUUCCCGCUUCGAAAGCGGUUUCCGGAGUCCAUUGGGCGGUGUCGCAGGCGACAUCCCUUCAAAAUAUUGUCUUCCAAAUGUCGGCUGCCACAGGUACACAACACGCAGGCGUGUUCAUCGAAGAAGGCUCCGGUGGGUUUGCUACCGACCUGGUAUUCCACGGAGGUCUGUACGGAAUCAAUGUCGGCAAUCAGCAAUACACCAUGCGGAAUUUGACGUUUUACAACUCCGUCACUGCCAUCAGACAAAUCUGGGACUGGGGUUGGACUUACUCCGGCAUCGUCAUCAAUGAUUGUCAGAUUGGAUUGAACUUGACUGACCUCAAGUCUGACGGGUCCCAAGAUGUCGGCGCUGUCGUUUUGUAUGACAGCGAGAUAAACAACACACCUGUCGGCGUUUGGACUGCUCGUACGCGGGGCUCAACACCUCCAUCAGGUGGCAGUCUUAUCCUUGAGAACGUGAAUAUCCAGAAUGUCGAAGUGGCUGUCCAAGGUUCCCACAAUGAGACCAUCCUUGCAGGUUCAACACGCCCGACAACUAUCACCGCCUGGGGACAGGGCCAUGCAUACACAGCAUCCAAGGGGCCGAGCAAUUUCCAGCAGAGUAUACCUGCUAAUGAUAGACCACGGACCUUGAACCAAAGGGGAAGAUAUUAUAUCCGCUCCAAGCCUCAAUAUGAAGACUAUCCAGCCGCACAGAUUGUCAGCAUCCGUGGCGCUGGAGCUGUUGGUGACGGCAAGACUGACGACACAAAAGCCAUCAACGCCGCUCUAUUGGCUGCAGCUGCCGCCCAAAAAGUCGUCUUCUUUGAUGCUGGGUACUACAAAGUCACUGGGACUAUAUUCGUGCCAGUCGGAUCGAAGAUUACCGGAGAAUCCUACCCCGUCAUCUUGUCGAGUGGCAAAUAUUUCGCAGACAUCAACAAUCCCCAACCCGUUGUCCAAGUCGGUAAUCCAGGCCAAGUUGGCAAGGUCGAGUGGACUGACACAAUUGUGAGCACCCAGGGUGCGCAAGCUGGGGCGGUGUUGAUACAAUGGAAUGUUGCCUCUAGGGGAGCACCAUCUGGCAUGUGGGAUGUCCACACGCGCAUUGGUGGGUUUGCAGGCUCCAAGCUUCAAGUGGCGGAUUGCCCCAAGACGCCAAACACGGUUUUGACUGCAAACAAGCUCAAUGAGCAGUGUAUUGCGGCAUUUCAAAGCGUCCAUGUGACCCAGAAGGCCAAUGGCGUAUACAUGGAGAACUGUUGGUUCUGGGUUGCCGACCACGAUGUUGAAGACCCUGAGUUGACUCAGAUCACUAUUUACGCUGGACGAGGUCUGCUCGUUGAAAGCGAGGUGGGCAAUGUUUGGCUCAUUGGAACGGGUGUUGAGCAUCAUGUCCUUUAUGAAUACCAGCUUGUCAAGACGCAGAACGUGGUUAUGGGGCAAAUCCAAACAGAAACAGCCUACUAUCAACCAAACCCGGACGCAACAAUUCCGUUCCCGGUUGUCAAGUCACUGAAUGACCCAGUCAUUGCCAAAGGCCAGGACGGCUGGGGGCUCCGCAUUGUCGAUAGUAGUGAUGUUUUUGUUUACGGCGCAGGGCUGUAUUCUUUCUUCAACAACUACAAUGUGUCUUGCGCGCAACAAGGUGUAACCGACAAGUGCCAGACUCGGAUCGCGAGCAUUGAAGACAGCUCCGUUUCAGUGUACAACUUGAACACCAUCGGGUCGGCGUCCAUGGUGACCGUCGAUGGACGUGAUAUUGCGAGCUGGGCGGACAAUAGAAACAACUUUGUGUCAACAAUUGCCUGGCUGACGACUUGA